Messenger RNA from Bacillus rossius redtenbacheri, 9239 nucleotides. Its product is annotated as translation initiation factor IF-2. The record is from RefSeq and is a predicted model, not a curated record. Bases 211 to 1734 code for a protein of 507 amino acids. The transcript is spliced from 10 exons. NCBI's taxonomy places the organism in Eukaryota, Metazoa, Arthropoda, Insecta, Phasmatodea, Bacillidae.
UAAAUAUUUGUGUAUGUUGAUUGUAUUAUAACGAUUACGUUGUUUACCAGUUAAGCGUUUCUGGAAAAUAUUUUGUGGAAGAAUGUAUUCUCUCACACUGUUCGUAGAUUUUGCGUUUUUGUUUUUAUUGUGAAUAUAGUACAUAUUUUUGUUUAAAAUGGGCAUGAAAAUGACCAGCGGGCGACGUUUGCGGCACGACGUCCCGACGAGAUGGCUGACCUGAGCCAGAGCCUGCUCUGCGGCCGCAGCAAGCCCCCGCCCGCGCGCAGCCCGUGCCACCAGUCGGGCCGGAGCGGGAGCGCCGCCGCGCCGCCGGCCCCUGCCAUGCACGCCGUGCAGGGCAAGGACAGGUCGUCGCCCAGCGACAAGCCGUGCCCCGCGCCGACGGCAAGCGCGCAGGUCGCCACCUCGAAGGAAGUUUCCGAAUGCCUCAGCAGUUGGUUGACUUAUCUGCAAAUGCUGAACGGGCUGUGCGGGGCGGGCUCGCGGCUGGCCCACUGCCUGGGGGCGCUGGUGCAGGACACGGCCUCCCCCUGCCACGCCGUGGCCGCGCAGUGCCAGGCCGCCUGGGAGGAGCUGGUGCGGGCGACCGCGGCCGCCUCCUCCGCGGUCCGGGCCCAGGUGCUGUCCUCGCUGCAGGAGGUGGCCGCUCCGGCCGAGGGGGACCCUGACGCCCGGAGGACGCUCGAGCACAACCAGCAGAUGGUGUGUGACAGCCUGAUGACGUUCAUCAGCCUGCAGCAGCAGUUCUGUGGUGCGUGCUGCGAGUACCUGGGCGCGGGGGCGGGCGACCCCGACUGCGCGGCCGGCCCGCCGCGGCAGUGCCUCCCGCGCCCCCCGCUGCCCCCCCUCGGCCCCCAGCGCCGCUGGUCCGAGGCCGCGGCCGCCGAGGCCCGCGCCGAGCCGGAAGACUGCGCGGCCCGGCGCUGGUCCAUGCCAUGGGAGAGCUCGCGGCUGGCGGAGCACCGCGGCCGCCUCAACCCCUCCGCCAAGCUGGCCGUGCCCGCGGCGGGGCCGCGCGACAGGAACCGCUCCGCCACCCCAGACUCGGUGUGGCACUCGUCUCUAGCCAGUCAGGAGCAGUUGCAAGAGGUGAUACAUUUUCUGUCCUGCAGGCCGGGACGGACCAACUCCACUCAGCUCUAUCACCCCAGCCAGCACCUCCCAGGAGUGACGCUGACCAGCUGCCCCUACGACGGGCCCUCGCCCGACUGGAGCGACGGGCCGGGCAGCGACGACCGCUCCCCCGCCUGCGGGGUUGUGCGCCGGGGCAGCGGCUCCCCCCACACCCAGCGCUCCAGCUGGCACGCCUCCGAGGGCCACCCGCACGGGUGGUCGGACUCGGAGGGCUCGGGCCACCCGGGGGAGAGAGGCGCGGACGCGAUCCUGGCGUCGCGGAAGAGCAGCUCGUCCACCGACUCCUCGUCCAGCCACUCCCUGCACUCUCGCUCCACCACCGGCUCCGAGGGAGGGGCGGAGGUGCGGGCCCACCUCUACUCCAUGUGGAGCGGCAACGACCUGACCUUCACGAAGCUGGCCGAGUCCAGCGAGCCCGGCGAGGCCCCGCCCCCCGCGGGCGACGACUCCGCCCCGCACACCUUCUACGGCAGCUCCAAGCGGGUGAGGGGAGGGAGUCUCCCGCGUGCCUCAGUCGGCAGACGGUGUCCGGACUGCUGUGUGUGCCUGUGGUUGUCGCGCCAAUAUUCUCUCUCAAAUAAAGGUAUUUUCUUGUGAGUUUGUUAUGAAAAGAUGAAAGUUAUUUCAAGUCUAAUAAUAUUGUGAUUUUGCGUGCGUUAAAAUUAUUAAUUUUUUUUUUUGCAAAGUUAAAGAUUGGGAGUAAGACCUAGAGUAAAAAGAUUUGUUCACAUUAGUAGAUACUAUUUUGUAAUAAAAAAAUUGUAACACAAAUUUUUAUCUUUUAACUUUUGGUCACUAAAAAUUGUUUAAUUGUUCAAAACUAACUACAUAUUACCACUUCAAUCACAGACUGCUGCACCAUUAAUUAAAAAAAAUAGUACCCAUCUAGAACUGAAAGUACCGGGAAUUCUCGGUUCCGUUGAAGGCAAGUGCUGAAAUUCCCGGUUCUGAAAAUCGGUUAAAGUUCCCAUUACCCUAGAAACAAGUACCAGGGGUGCCCAUUUCCCAACUCAGUUUCUUGCAAGAACUGCCAGUGGAAUAAUAGUGGCAGAAAUACACGCAGACUAUUUGCUACUCCUUUUGAUAACAGUCAAGUUUGAAACAAGUUACAGGGAUUCUCUACAUGGAAUCUCAACUUUUUAAAAAUAUUUUCACUAGUCAUAGUAAUAAAAAUAAUAUUUUUCAUUAAAUGUUUUUAACGUUUUGAAGUACCGAGUUAAAAUUUUAUUUAGGUGUUAAAUGUUGAAAGUCUAGUACUGUCCUGAUUGUUGAACGAACAAAAUAAAUGUUAAGUAUUGAAAGAAUUCUAACCAGUUCUGUAAAGUUCUUGGUAUCAGCUGCUUAAUUAAUUUGCCUAAUAAAUAUUUCAUUUUAAUUGAGAGUAACUUUUCCUAUUUCCAAUGGUAUAUAUGUACAGUAUAUGUAUUUACUGCAUAAAUACUUUAAUUUUGUUAUUUAGCAUGUCAGUAUUAUUUUUAUCACUAUUUACCAUUUAAUCUUGCCUCUGCUAAGUUUUGAAUGUUGAGUCUCUUAUUGGCGUUGCAGUACAGUGUGUUGUUGUUGGAUGUGUACUGUUAAUGUUGAAAUGUCGUAAAGAAAAGUUUUAUAAAAAUAUGACCCUGAUUGUAAUUGCCUUGCUCAAGAUUGUAGGUUUCGGUGUUUCCCGGUGCACUACAACACUAUAAGUGUAAUAAUUUUUAGUUAGGUCUGUAUUAAUUUUGAAUGUAUGUAAAUCAAAAACCAGUAGACUCGUGGUAUGAAUGAUUAAAACGUGUGAUGUAGUUGAUCUACUAACCACACUAAGUAACUUGCCAAUAGCUGUUGACCAGCUGUCGAAGUCAUGAACUAACACUAUCCGCUUCAUGUAAAAAUAUGCCAUUAUGAUUUUUGUGACAAUGUUCAUGUGUUAUUGUUAGAGGUCAGUAAAUAGGUGAACUUUUAUGGGCUUUUCGCACACAGUGCAACCUACAUCACAGGUAUUUGCGAUUCCUUAGAAUGGACUGUCCCAUAUUUUGCCGCUUUGUUAAGUUAAGUUGUUUAAAUUGAUUGUGAUUUACAUUUUAACCUUGCAAACAUUUUUGAGGUUAUAACUUAAUUUGUCAAGUCGUAAAAAGUUGUUGACGGUUAGAAUUAUUUGGGUCAUCUGAGUGGCUCAAGGUCACGAGGUUGACGGACACAAUAGAUUAUUAUUCGACAAGAUUUUAUGGUUUUAUAUUUAGGCUGAUUUCAUUUUUAAAACAGGGGAUUUCUAUGUUAUUGUUUUUAUUUUUAUCUGAAUGCUGUUUUUUUUUCCUGAUAAAGAUAGCAUUAUUGUUAUUGAACAUAUAGGCGAAAUAAAUGUUUUAUGAUACUUUUUUUUUCCCCACCAAACUGAUAAAUGAUCCACUCGGAAUAGUAAAAAUUAAUCUGCAGCAAGUGUUUUUUUUUUAACUGAGUAACAUUUUGAUGUAAAAAUGAGUUUCUAAUAAUAGUUGUACAAUCAAAACAGAGUAAUUUUUUUUCUUUUCAAAUUUACUUAUUACAUACAUAUUUAUAAAAUCUUCAUGCUUAAUACAUUACAUUCAUUGAAUUUAAUAUAUAAUUAAUUAUUAAUUAUAUAUAAUUAAAUAAUAUAUCAAAACCAUUAAUAUAUUAAUGAUUAAUAUCAUCACGGUUUUGUGAUUCAAGUUUUGAUUAAAAAUGAUAGGAGUUGCAUUUCGGUCCUUUAUGGUGUAUUAACUUACAUUACCGUGUUAUAUGGUGUAUUGACAUGCUUUUCGGUGUUUCGAUUUUAUCACAAUUCACCAUAAUCUUGUCCCUAAUUAUCGUGAAUCCGGCUUUAGUUGGAUACACUUUUAAUAAGAUGUGUCGAUAAUCUGAAAAUUCAGUGACUCCGUACGAGUAAGUUAGGGAAUUACGUAUUUUACUAAAAAAAAAAAAAAAAAAAAAAACCGGUUUAAUUGAAAUUUGUUGGUUGAACUACCUGUUUAUACUUUUGACAAAUUGAUGGUAUUGAGUGCCGAUCUAAAACCUCUGUUAUACUGGAAGAAUUGAUAACGCAUUUCCGUAUUAAGUCAGCCAGGGUCUUCAGGGUUCCAACAACUACUGUUAGGUGGUCACGCGGCUGAACCGCGAAAUGGUUCGCAGAACUCCACGUGUUAACGCGCCAUUUACAAAACCGAUAGAGAUUUAUUGAUGGUGUCCAAUCACGAAUAACAUUUAAGAGCCAUUGUACUUGCCCAUACAAGUUUUGUUUCGUGGUUUUGUCUUAGAAUUUUUUUUUUUUUUUUUUUUUAAGUAUAAAAGGCUAAAAUGGGGGUUUUCACUGACCUUUUUAGGAAUGAAAAAAAUCCACACAAAUUCUUGUAAAAUUUGUAACGAAGUUCAGAGAGCUUUUAUGUUUAAUAUUCCAGCAUAAAUAACAGAGAGAGCUCUGAGCUCUAAAGUCCAGCCAGGCAGCAACCCCCCCCCCCUCCCCCCUUUUUAAGCCUGAAGGUUCUCUGCAGCUGGAGAAGAGAAGUAGACUUGAUCCUGAAUUAGUACGGAUGCUGGUUUUUCUCAGUGAAAUUUUGUUAACUCCAUGGAUAGAGCCAAGAUUUUAGGUGUUAUAAAAAAAGCACGUUUCAUCACAAAUUUGAGGAUUUUGUAUUUGUCGUCAGUAAAAAUUAAAAUCACAUGUAAUAAAUGCAUAUCAAACACAAUGGUAAUAACUGCUUUAAAUAUUCAUGGCCAGACACUUAAAAUGUGUACAUAAAACAGUACAUCUAUUGAUAAGAGUAAGCUAAACAAAAAUCUGCAACUAUAAUGUUCAAUAAUCCUUUUGUAAUUAUGCUUACUGCACAAUUAAUAUAUAUAAAAUUAUGUGUAUGUGCAAUGUCAAAAACCCAAAAUCAUUACACACAAUACAUUUCUGUGUGAUUUAGCCAUUUUUUUUGCUGUACUUUACUUUGUAAAGAAACUAUAUUUUGGAAUUAAAUUUUUUUUUUUUACUUAGUAGAUAAUAUUUUAGGUUUUUAAAUAAGGCACAAACUAUAAAUAUUUAUUUUAUUCUAUAUUUAAGUAGACAAAAUGAGAUAGUUGAGAUACUUUCACUGCAUUUAUGUGUUAUGCAGUGUAUUGACUUCAAUUUAGCUGUUAUUUUGGUUAUUCACCAUAUAAUUUUGUCUCUAUCCAUUAAACUUAUAACACAUAAUAGAUAAUAUGUUUUUGUUCAUAAUUUUUUUCAUGUGCACAAAUAAUAAUUUUUGUGUUUGCCAUAAAUAUCAAGGGUAGCAAUUUUAAGUUUUUUUUAGUAUUGAAAUAAUGUUAUCAUAUAAACUUUAACCCCGAACGUAAAUCAUAGAUGGAAAAAUAAAACCUUCAUAAAUGAUGGUGAUGAUCAUUGCUAGGCAAAAAUAGUGCAUGGAUUUAUAAUUAUAAGGAUGAGUUAAUGAUGAUGAUGUUACAAAGUCAUACAAAUUUCUCUUGCUGAAAUUUUUUUUAUAGAUUUAAAAUAUCACAAACAGAUUUUGUAACAAGCUAUAACAUGGGUUUCUAUUUUGUUGGUUAUUUAGGAAAUGUAAUGCAGUGAAAAUUAUUUUUUAUACGUACUUUACGUAUGUAGCAGCACAAAAUUACACCCUUGCCUGUGCCAUCACAUUUUCUUUUAUAAAAAAAGGUUGAAUGUUAACUCGUAGUGGUAUCGUGAUACGGUAGACUUCCGAUAGUCUGGCAUAUCACUGGCCGAAAUGCCAGUUCCUCGCCGGCAUCGGCGGGGAAUGUGCAGAUUUAAGCCAACUGAGCAAACAUAAGCUAAAAACGUAUUAUUUUUAGCUAAGGUCGAAAAUGCUUUAACAGUACGUGCACGAGUGGUAAUCGGAAGCGCUCUGCGCAGCCCUGGGUUAGUCAAGAGCAUUAGGCAUCGCACGGAAGCGUACAUACAAACCUUUAAAAUGUACAAUAGAAAUUUAUUUUUGGCCCAUAUUUGUCUUGAAAUGUCAUCCUUACGUUACUGCUAAAAAAAAUACUUGCUACCGAUCAUAAUCUAACAGAUGUAUUUGCUCUACAACAUAGCAUUUUGCGAACAUGGGCAGCACUGCCCUAUAAAACAGCAUUUUCAGAAAUCGGGCACCUGCCAAGGAACAGAAUGUGCCGCAUUAUCUGAAUUCUAUUGUAGUACCAUUCUUGUAAGUUUAUUUUUGAUUGUGAUAAACAUAAUAUAUAAUCUUUAUUUUUUGAUGCUGGUUUUGUUUACAUUGUGAUAUUGUAUUUAUGUGAUAUUUUGUUUGUUUUCCUACAUUGAGCUGAAAGUUUUGUUUCUCUAGCUUGGAUUGAAUGUAGUUGUGUUUUGACAAUAUGUGUUUUCUGAUUUUGAAGUUUAAAAAUCAAUGAUGUAUUUUUUUUCAAUGACUUACAAUAUUGUGAAUCAAUGAAUUAUUAUUAUUUUUUUUUUUGGGUUUAUAGUUUUUGUGGUUGGAAAAUUAUCAGUUUUUUCCCCCCUCAGUUAUUAAAUAAUUUUACAUUUCAAACAGUGCUUUGUGUUGCUAUCCUAGGUUUGCAGUGCAGUAGUGUUUAACCCUUUUUAUCUUUUGCAUUGAUGUCCCCUCCUUUGUUUAUUAUUAAAAAAAUUCACUGUUUUGCAAUUGGAGAUUUCUACUGCAUCGUAUAAUAUUGUUCUCUUUUAUUGAUGUUUUUAAUUCCAUUGCUUGAUACUUCUUUAAAAAAAACUCAUGCUGUAUUACUGGUGUUAUAAAAUGUUAUGUAUACUAGGUCCAAUGUAACGACGUAACAGCAAUUCCGCUUUUUUAAAUUUUUUUUUCAGCAACUGCAUUGUUUGUAACUAUGAUUUGACUUUUCUUAUGGUUGUUUUGAAUGUGUGCAUAAAUUUUUUUAAAUGCAAAUAAGUCCUACUGCCAAUAAAUUCAGUUUAACUAUUUUUACUUGAUUUGUUUGAAUUUUAUUGCCUUAUCUUUCAAUUUGCAAUGCUGUAACAGUUAAGAAAAUGCCAAAUGAGUGAAAACUUACUUUUGAUAUUUUAAGUGUGAUGGGCUUGUGUAAACAUUCUUUAGUGGUAUCAUUAUGAAAAAUUGUGCACAGCAUUUUUUAUUUCCAAAAGAAAUAUUCCUAAUGACCAGUCAGUGAGAUAAAAAUUCCAAAUCGACAUAAUAUUAAAAUGCCCCAAAAACAUUUUAAUUUAUGUAUAAUUAUUGUGUACACCAUAUACAGUACUAUAGUUAGGACAUUUCACAUUUGAGACUUUGUAUUCUUGUUAAAACUAAAAUUACAUUCAGAAAUCCAGCAAGAUCGCUAAUCUGGCAAUGUGGUCUUGAACGUUAAAGACCAUUUACCGUACUACUAAAGUCAGACACAUUCUUAUCCAAGAAACAAAAUCAAAUAUUUUAACUAUUAGUUUAAAAUAAUUCUUAAAUGAGUAUCGCAUACAUACAAUUGUACAUGACAACACGUUGAGUGCAAAAUUUGAAUUUGUGCGCUACGGUUCGUAACUAACUUUGCAGGGUUGCAUUUCCAUGUGUGUAUUUCGUAAUAAAAAUUGUUUGUUUUGGCAUUCCCUGCCACGCAUUAAAUUUAAGCCCAGCAAUUUCCAAACUGUGUAUGCUUGAACAAAUUUAAAAUCAUUGUGAUGUGUAUUAAAUGGCUGUAUCAAACUUUUCAAAAUAUGAAAUUAAUAACCUAUCCUUGGUGUAGAAGAACUCUGCUGGCAAAAUAAAAUAAAAUAUUCUUACAUGUAGAUUGUAAAGAGUUGCCACAAACAUAGUUAAAGUGUUACAUGUAUUUUAUCUUAUAAAUGGGGACAAGAUGAUAUAAUGAAUUGCGAUAAAACUAGUGGUGCACCGAUAUGACUUUACUGAUUACCGAUUAUGAGAGCAAUAAUCGGCAGAUACCAAUUCAGUUACCGAUUAUAAUGAAGAAAUUUUUUUAAGUGUAAUAAUGUACACAAAAAGUUUUAUUCCCAUGUGAAUUUAAUAACAAGAUAAGGUAAAAUCGAGAAUACAGUUAUAGGUAAUAACAGUAUAAAAAUAUAUAAAAUACACUAUUAAGUCAUUGCAAAGUGUAAAUUAAAUUAACUUGUAUUUAUAUUUGUUAUUGUAAACAACUUGAACUACAGUCUAAUAAUUUUAAUUUACAAUGGGUAAGUUUUUGGUGCGGAAAACUAGCAUUAUUAUUGACUAUCACAUAAGGUUGCAUCAAGAAAUUACCGUUUAACAAUGUAAACAUGCUGCUUUAUUUUGUUCACUUGAGUUUAUAGAAAAAUGUUUCCACACUUCACUUUUUUUCUCCCUACUCGCCAUCUCACUAUAAUUAUAUAAAAAUGACUAAAAACCAAUACUAGCACAUGUGAUUUUAUUUAUGUUGACUAAAUAUAUAAAAUUAUAAAUACUUUUUCACUUUUCACGUCAUACAAAUAACAAACGGAUAAUGUUAUCAAAGACGCCCCUAACGAGUUUGUAAAACGCAGUGAUAAAAACUAGAAGGUAUCGGGACCACGAUUUUGAACCGCUACCAUGACUCGAAAAGAUCGAUUGUCAUAGAAUCCACUGCAACUGUUUGUGGUAUUUUGAUUGCGUGCCAUAUAUUUUACGUCUCUGGCUAUAGGUAAUGUACAAGGCCACUAAACAAAAGACGAAACGUAAAUAAACGUGUAGGAAAAAUGUCUUUUUUAUUGUUCGAGGCAAUGAGAUUUAUUGAACUUAACGAAAUAUCUGUAAUUAUGAUAUGACGGAGUUAGAUGAAUUUUGUAAUAUAUAUACAAAUAUUACCGUAUUUCAUCCUAAAAUGUGUAACAAAAUAUUACACGGUAAAAACUUACUUAAUUACGCCGGAACGUAGUAUAAUCGCCAAAGUAAUCGUUAAGAUAAUCGCCGAUUACGAUUAAUCGGAAAGUACCCAUAAUCGCCGAUUACGAUUCAUCGGUAUCCGCAUCGGUGCACCACUAGAUAAAACUUUAAUAACACAGAAAAGCAUGUCAAAACACCACGUAAACACUGAAAAUCAAGUUAACACACCAUACAGCAUUAAAAUGAAAGUUAUAUCAUGGAAUUAAGUAGCAUUUAACCAAAACUUAAUUCAUAAAAAUCUUUUGAUUUUUGAAAUUCAAAGAAUGUCUUAAAUUCCGGACAAAUUCU